AAUUUUUGCUAGUUCUCAAUAGCCGACGAAUAAUUUUCCUGCAAGAAGCAAUCCUCUCGUGAAAUUUAUCAAACACCAAAAAUGAACUUUUCCAGAGUCAUUGUUCGCAGCCUCACCACCUCCGGUGUCCAACGUACCGUUGCCAAAGGAGAAGUAGAAAAGGGCUACUUUGAACUCAAAAAAGUACAAGAACAUUUCCAAAAGAAGGAUGGCAAACCUGUCUUCUUGAAGGGUUCCACUUUCGAUCAAGUCUUGUACCGUCUCACCGUUGCCCUCGCUUUGGUCGGCGUUGGUGGUAUGGGAAAAUUGUUCUAUGAUUUGUCGGUCCCCAAGUCCGAAUAAAUACAGUUUAUGUGUUUAGUAAAA
This is a messenger RNA of Musca vetustissima, 366 nucleotides long. RefSeq names its product cytochrome c oxidase subunit 7A, mitochondrial (gene COX7A). The record is from RefSeq and is a predicted model, not a curated record. Lineage: Eukaryota; Metazoa; Arthropoda; Insecta; Diptera; Muscidae. Gene Ontology annotation, biological process: mitochondrial electron transport, cytochrome c to oxygen; mitochondrial respirasome assembly; regulation of oxidative phosphorylation. The coding region runs from base 82 to 342 and encodes 86 amino acids. The transcript is spliced from 2 exons.